AUGCCCUUCCUACCUGGGCCAAAAUGGGGGAAAUGCAGAGUUCCAGGGGAAGCCAGGGAGAGCCCCAGGGCGGGGAAUGUCAGGAAAGCCGAGGGAGAAGGAUGGGAUUCGCCUCUGGCAGAGGAGAGCCUGGUUCCAGGGAGGAGCUGCUGUAACGUGCCUGUCCCUUGCCUUGCAGGUGAGCACGGGGCCCAGCUGGGGCUGCACGGUGGCAGCGGGGACGGGCUGGGCGACGAGAGCACGGCCGUGGAGGAGGGCGAGACCAGCCCCGACCCCCAGCCCCAGCAGGGCCGCAAAACGCGGAGGGAAGCCUGCACCUGUCCCUACUGCAAGGAAGGAGAGGGCAGGAGCUCUGGGGAUCCAGGCAAGAAGAAGCAGCACAUCUGCCACGUGCCGGGCUGCGGGAAGGUGUACGGCAAGACGUCUCACCUGCGGGCGCACCUGCGGUGGCACACGGGGGAGAGGC
Zonotrichia albicollis (white-throated sparrow) is the source of this 466-nucleotide messenger RNA. Lineage: Eukaryota; Metazoa; Chordata; Aves; Passeriformes; Passerellidae. The record is from RefSeq and is a predicted model, not a curated record.